AUGAGAUUUAGUUUGCUCAUUGGAACAGUGAUCGGUAUAUGUUUAUCAAAUUUCGCAGUGACAGUUACUUUCAAGUUUACAAACGUAAUCUGUUUGAGCUAUAAUGAAUCCUGGUAUGUGUUUCACACCUGCCGGCUGAAGGCCGUAAGCAGAAGCAGAGUGUUUCUAAAUUUAAACGGAACUAUACUGCAUAAGGUCAAUAUGAUUCACGCCCACUACAAAAUGUUCAAAAGAGAAAGUGGCUACAAACCCUGGCUGAUAGACAACAAAAUUGAUUGCUGUCAGUUUUUUCGCAGAAACUAUGACCCGUUUUAUAAAAUAAUAAAUAGUUUCUUUAAACCGUUCUCCAAUCUCAACCACUCGUGUCCCUACGAGGGCCCAACAAUUCUUAAGGAUUUUUAUCUGAAGCCUGAACUAUUACUUCUCCCCCUUCCAACAGGAGAUUAUAUGUUAUCCAUUAGAUGGUUCUAUAACCAGAGGCUUCAAUAUGACACCAACGUUAGUUUUUCGUUCGUCGAAGAUCUUAGAACUGGAAAGUAG
Molecule: messenger RNA, 540 nt
Organism: Drosophila takahashii
Lineage: Eukaryota; Metazoa; Arthropoda; Insecta; Diptera; Drosophilidae
Source: RefSeq, a predicted model, not a curated record